Molecule: messenger RNA, 1077 nt
Organism: Plasmopara halstedii
Lineage: Eukaryota; Oomycota; Peronosporomycetes; Peronosporales; Peronosporaceae
Product: fructose-bisphosphate class ii
Exons: 1
Coding region: 1-1077 (358 amino acids)
Biological process (GO): gluconeogenesis; glycolytic process
Cellular component (GO): cytosol
Molecular function (GO): zinc ion binding; fructose-bisphosphate aldolase activity
Source: RefSeq, a predicted model, not a curated record
AUGGGUCUUCUUGAUAUCGUGCAGCCUGGCGUUCUUAAUGGUGAGGACGUGAUCAAGGUGUACAAAUAUGCUCAGGAGCACAAUUUUGCCAUCCCAGCUGUGAACGUGACGUCGUCAUCGACGGCAAAUGCCGCGCUACAAGCCGCUCGCGACACCAAAUCACCUAUUAUCAUCCAGACGUCGAACGGGGGCGCUGCUUUUUACGCUGGUAAAGGCAUCGACAACAAGAAUCAGAAUGCUUCAAUUCUUGGCGCUAUUGCCGCUGCUUAUCAUGUACGUGCUAUGGCUAAACACUAUGGCAUUCCGGUGAUUCUUCAUUCGGACCAUUGUGCCAAAAAGCUAUUGCCUUGGUUUGACGGUAUGCUAGAAGCUGAUGAAAAAUACUUUGCCGAGCAUGGCGUUGCUCUGUGGAGCUCGCACAUGCUUGACUUGUCGGAAGAACCAAUGGAGGAGAAUAUUGCUAUCAGCAAGAAGUAUUUCGAGCGCAUGGCCAAGCUAAAUUUGAUUCUUGAAGUUGAAUUGGGCAUUACCGGUGGCGAGGAAGAUGGUGUAGACAACAGCAACGUCGACAAUGCCUCGCUUUAUUCUCAGCCAGAGGAUAUAUUGCUCGCUUACAACGAGCUCGGCUCUGUAUCACCCUACUUUACGAUUGCCGCUGCCUUUGGAAAUGUGCAUGGUGUGUACAAACCAGGAAAUGUAAAACUACACCCGGAGAUUCUUGGCGACUUCCAGAAGCACAUUGCUAAAGAAAAAUCUAUUGCGUCGGAAAAACCUGUGUUUUUUGUAUUCCACGGUGGUUCUGGCUCGACGGCCCAAGAGAUCCAGACGGCUGUAAGCAAUGGUGUAGUUAAGAUGAACAUUGACACGGAUACGCAAUGGGCGUACUGGAAUGGUCUGCGUAAGUUUUACGAAGAGAAAAAGGACUUUUUGCAAGGCCAAAUUGGCAAUCCCGAUGGCCCGGACGCUCCAAACAAGAAGUAUUAUGAUCCACGUGUAUGGGUGCGUAAGUCGGAGGAGGCAAUGAUUGCUCGUUUGCAUGAAGCGUACCGUGACCUCAACUGCGUCAACGUCCUGUAA